This is a messenger RNA of Sphenostylis stenocarpa, 1581 nucleotides long. NCBI's taxonomy places the organism in Eukaryota, Viridiplantae, Streptophyta, Magnoliopsida, Fabales, Fabaceae. The record is from the annotation of a GenBank genome assembly.
AUGGGCUCAACCUCACAGAAGCAGAAUCUUCUUCGUCUUCUGGAACAAUGCUCAAGCAUGAGAGAAAUGAAGCAAAUCCACGCCUACGCCAUCACCACCUCCCUCGCUCGCUUCACCUUCAUCUCAAGCAAACUCUUAGCCUUCUGCGCCCUCUCUCCCCACGCCGAUCUCCGCCACGCCCACACCCUCUUCUCUCACAUCCCUUUCCCCACUCUCUUCCACUACAACACCAUCAUCGCCGCCUUCUCCCGCCGCUCCUCCUCCUUCUUCCUCCGCAUGCUCAACAACACCACCAUUCGCCCCAACUCCCGCACCUUCACCCUCCUCCUCUCCAAAGCCUCCCCCUCUCUCCCCUUCCUCCAACAGCUCCACUCCCUCAUCCUCCGACACGGCUACCUCUCCGACCCCUACGUCAUCACCUCCCUCGUCACCGCCUACUCCAACCACGCCUCCACACGCACCGCGCGCAACGUGUUCGACGAAAGUCCCAACCAAAACGUCGCGUGCUGCACCAGUCUUCUCACUGGCUACUGCAACAACGGCUUGGUAAACGACGCGAGGGAGGUGUUCAACGCAAUCCCCUACAAAAACGACGUGUCGUAUAGCGCAAUGGUUUCCGGGUACGUCAGAAACGGUUUUUUCCGCGAGGCAAUUCAGCUUUUCCGUGAGCUCAAGAAAAAUCGGUUUGCAACAGUGAAGCCGAAUAACUCUCUUCUGGUGAGCGUUCUCAGCGCAUGUGCUGCCAUCGGCGCGUUUGAAGAAGGGAAGUGGAUUCAGUCUCACGUGGACCAAAACGAGGAGUUGGAACAUUACGAACUUGAGCUCGGAACGGCGUUGAUCGAUUUCUACACCAAAUGCGGUUGCAUGGAACCUGCUGAGCGGGUAUUCGGUAAGAUGAAAGACAAAGACGUCGCGGCGUGGAGCGCUAUGAUAUUGGGCCUGGCCAUCAACGGGGAGAAUUACUCGGCCCUUGAGCUGUUCGCGGAGAUGGAGAAGGUGGGCCCGAGGCCCAAUGCGGUUACCUUCAUCGGGGUUCUGAGCGCGUGCAAUCACAAAGAGCUGUUUGGGAGAGCAGUUUCAUUGUUCAACUACAUGAGGGAAAAACAUGGGAUUGUGGCGUGGAUUGAGCACUACGGGUGCGUCGUUGAUGCGUUGGCUCGUGGCGGGAAAAUCGAUGAGGCGUUGGAGUUCGUGAAGACCAUGGAAAUGGAAGCUGACGGAGCCAUAUGGGGGUGUUUGGUGAAUGCGUGUUUGUUGCAUGGUUACGUUGAGCUGGGACUCAGAAUUGGGAAAUAUUUGGUGGAGUUUGAACGUGGCCACAGCGGAAGAUACGUUGUUCUGGCCAACGUGUACGCGAGAUUAGGGAGGUGGGAGGGUGUUUUGGAGACGAGGAAUUUGAUGAAAGGCAGAGGUGUCUCUGCAGUUACUGCUUGGAGUUUCAUAGAGAUUGAUGGAACCCUGCACAAGUUUGUUGUUGACGAUAACUCUGCUCCUUACUCCGGAGAACUGUAUAGAAUGCUGAACCACCUGGGAAAGAAACUGGAAGAUUCUGACAAUGCAAAUUAUUCUUUCUUUGUAUAA